UACUUACUUUAAUUUAAUAGCAAAUUUUUCAUUUUUCUUCCUUCAUUAAAAUAUGAAAUAAUGAUCUUUAAAACAAUUUUGUCAUUACGCACAUUAAAUGGUAUCCCGUUCUUACUUACUGGUAUUUCACCAACAUUUAAGGUUAUAUCUCGAACAUCGUCGGAACAAAACAUAAAUGUUGUAGGAAAAUGGGAUUUGUUAAGUGCUGUUUGCUUAGAACGUCAUCCAAUAAUUAUAAAACCAAUGCUAAACAUAGAAGUAAGGUAUCAAAAAAUGUUACAACAGAUAGAGUUUGAAGGCAGUAUGAUAUCAGACUUUGAUAUACAAAAACAGAAAAAAAGGAGACAAAAAUCAGAAACAUUUGCAAGUCAAAAUAUGGUUUCUAAUCAAACGAUUCAGGAUCUUGAGGAUUCUUGGGAAGAAGAAUUGACAAAGUUUAAAUUUGCAUCAAAAAUAAAUGAAAUUGAAGAAGAUAAUGCAGUUGUAUCAUUAAAACGGAAACUAGAUAAAAAUUUAAUAUUAUUAGUAGAACAAAAAAUUGGUGAUUCUAAUUUAUGGAUUCCUCCUCAAAGUGUAAGAAAACAUAGAGAAACUAUGAUACAAACUGCACAUAGAACUUUACAAGAACUGUGUGGAAAUAAUAUAAAAGUAAAGUUUUAUGGCAAUGCUCCUAUUGGAUUCUAUCAAUAUAAAUAUCCUAUAAGUAUGCAAGAGAAAGGACAAAAUGGAGCAAAAAUUUUUUAUUUCUUAGCAAAAUAUAUAAGUGGAGAUAUUUCUUCUAGUGUAAACCAUUGUUGGUUAGAUAGGAAAGAACUUAGAAAAGUGAUACACCCUGCUAUUCACAAAAGUUUGUCUAAAUUUUUAUUACCUGAUUAAAAUACUGUACAGUAUAAAGUACAUGUUAAGUACACAUCAUAAA
Messenger RNA from Eufriesea mexicana, 919 nucleotides. RefSeq names its product mitochondrial ribosomal protein L46 (gene mRpL46). Gene Ontology annotation, cellular component: mitochondrial large ribosomal subunit. Lineage: Eukaryota; Metazoa; Arthropoda; Insecta; Hymenoptera; Apidae. The coding region runs from base 61 to 876 and encodes 271 amino acids. The record is from RefSeq and is a predicted model, not a curated record. The transcript has 4 exons. Gene Ontology annotation, molecular function: structural constituent of ribosome.